Molecule: messenger RNA, 1462 nt
Organism: Bacillus rossius redtenbacheri
Lineage: Eukaryota; Metazoa; Arthropoda; Insecta; Phasmatodea; Bacillidae
Exons: 3
Coding region: 124-1344 (406 amino acids)
Source: RefSeq, a predicted model, not a curated record
CUUUUCAUUUCCAUAGCAACGGGCAUUGAACAACAUAUUUGUCUCUGAAAUCAAACCAAAUUCAAGUUUGCUGUGCAAAUAUCACCACUUAAAAUUGAAAUUGUGCUCUUUCGCAGGAUCUGCAUGCGAUUGAGCAAAAUGUUCUCGAAGACAGUGGGUGGCAGUCAACAGCAGGAAGCUGGUGCCAUGAUCACAAGCGAUGCAGUGGUGGCUGGCAAGUCAAGUGUAGGCAUGCCUUACUACAUACAGCCACACUCCUUGCCCCAGGUGGAUCAUUAUUCUUUACCGACUCGAGCUGAGUUGUCCAAGAAGAUUCAGAACCAUCGGGGAGUGGACAUCACAAAUAAAAGUGAUGCAGUUGUGACUGGCAAGUCAUGUGUGGGAGCAUCUCAGAUGGAUUCCCGGCCAGAAUCAACUCAAGCCGAGUUGUGCGAGAAGAUACGACAACAUUGGGGAGUGGUUGAUACAAAUAAAAGCGAUGCCAUGGUGGCUGGCAAGUUGAGUGUAGGCAUUCCUUACUAUGUACAGCCACACUCAUUGCCCCAGGUGGAUCAUCAACCAGAAACAACCCAAGCCGAUUAUUCCGAGAAGAUACAACCACCUGGAGGAGUUGGUGACACAAAGAAAAGCGAUGCCGUGGUGGCUGGUAAGUUGAGUGUAGGCAUUCCUUACUAUGUACAGCCACACUCAUUGCCCCAGGUGGAUCAUCAACCAGAACCAACCCAAGCCGAUUAUUCCGAGAAGAUACAACCACCUGGAGGAGUUGGUGACACAAAGAAAAGCGAUUCAGUGGUAUCUGGCAAGUUGAGUGUGGGCACACCUUACUACGUUCAGCCACACUCCUUGCCCCAGGUGAUUCCUCAAACCGAACCGACUCAAGCCGAUUUGCUCGAAAGGAUAAAACAAUAUCGAAGGGUUGCUGACACAAAGAAAAGUGAUGCAGUGGUGACUGGCAAGUUGAGCGUGGGUAAACCUUCAUAUGUACAGCCACCCUCCUCGUCUCUGAUGGACCCUCAAGCCGAUUUGGCCAAGAAGAUACAACAGCUUCGGGGAGUGGACGUUACUAAGAAAAGUGAUGCAGUGGUACCUCAGGUAGACGUUCAGGCCGAAUUGCCUCGUGCUACGAUGCCCAAGCAGAGACAACCACUACCGAAAGACACACAUCGUGGCACACCUGGGGGUCGCGGCGAGAGGUGCCUUGCUGCGAGGACUGCGCCCGGCCGGUCGCGCCCCCGGGAGCCCCAGCUGUCCCCGCCUGGGAGGCCCGGGAGAUCCAGGCAGGUGCCCAUGGUGACCAUGCACCGGCCCAUCAUCUCCGUCACGCUCAGCAGCUUCUUCCUGUAGCAUGCCCUCGUCUACUACCUCUCUCACAUUCUCAUCAACUUAUCAAAAUGAAAAUUUAGUUUUUAGCAAAUGCAUUUUUAAUUCCUAAAAAAAAUAAAUGUUUCAUGACAAAGCUAAA